ACCAACCGCUUUUCGUCCCAAACCCUAACGCCGACAUAGUGUGAGAAAAGAAAGGGGAAGAGGCCCAAACCCUCCCAAACCCCGUACUCCCCCACCAUGGCCUCCCUCCUCCUCCGCCGCCGCCACGCGCUUCCACGCCCACAUCCACGCGCGGCCGCCGCCCGCCUCCUCCGCGCCUUCUCCGCGCUUCCCGACGUCGACCCCUCGGCGACUCCCACACCAAACCCCGCCGCGCCGGCCUCCUCCACCCGCGCCUCCGUGCUCGACCUCCAGCUCGCCGUCCGCGCCGAGACCGACCCGGUCCGCAUCCACUCCCUCGUCGCUUCCGCGCUCUCCAGCCACGACCAGUACCCGCGCCUCCACACCUCGCGCCCGCUCUUCUCCCUCGCCGCCUCCCGCCUCGCGCGCCUCCGCCGCCCGGACCUCGCCGCCUCGCUCCUCGACCUCCUCCUCGCCUCUGCCGCGCCCUCCCCGGGCCUCCUCGCGCGCGCGCUCUCCCUCUUCCCGGGUCCCGACGACGCGCUCCGCGCCUUCUCCUCCUCCGCGCCCUCCGCCCGCUCCGACGUCUCCCUCUCCGCCCUCCUGUCCGCGCUCCACCGCGCCGGCCGCCUCGACGAUCUCAAAUCCACCUUCGCCUCCGCGGAGCCCUCGCUCGGCGUCGCGCCUGGCCGCGCCUCCCACAAUGUGCUCCUCCACGCGCUGGUCAAGAACUCCGAGGUCACUGCCGCCCGCCAGAUGCUCGACGCAAUGGCCAACAAGAAGUUGAAGCACCGACCUGCCCCAGACAUCAUAUCCUACAACACCGUCCUCGCCGGGUACACAGCGCAGAAUGACGAGGAGGGGUUUGAGAAGCUUCUGAAGGAGAUCAGUGCGAGCAAGCUGGAACCAAAUGUUGUCACUUACAACUGCCGGAUACAGUGGUUUGCCAAGAAAGGCAGGACCUUCAAGGGGGAGGAGCUGCUUGAUGUGAUGGAGUCAAAGGAGGUGGAGCCGAAUUACCUUACCUACAAUGCUCUCGUGCAAGGUUACUGCAAGGAGGGGAAUGUCGGGGCAGCGAUGCGGGUGUUCAAGAGGAUGAAGGUGAUGAAGAGGCGGGAGGGGAGGAGCGACUUGGGUGUGUCAGCGCAUUCACAGACGUAUGUGGUGCUGUUUAGGAGCUUGGUGGAGAAAGAGAAGCUUGAUGACGCGCUUUGGAUUUGUAAGAGCUGCUUUGCAAUGAAGGCAGCACCACCUUUUGAGGCCGUUAAGGGUUUGGUUGAGGGAUUGGUGAAGGGGGGGAGGUCUACAGAGGCGAAGGAUGUUGUUGCUAAGAUGAACUAUCGUGUUAAAGGUGAUGCUAAACUUGCUUGGGAGAAGAUUGUUGGUGAAUUAUCUCUUGAAGAGGGAGCACCAAGUUCGAAUCCAUGAUUUGCUAGAGGCAUAUGUGUUACUUCUGAUUGAUUCAUGUGUUUUGGACUUUGAUAAUGACGAAGAUUGAAGAAGAUAGGCUUUUACAUGGGAUCUAGUGUUUUCGUCAUGUUGUCAUUGGGCUGUUUGUUUUUUCAAAGUCCAUGGAUAUAUCAUAAUGUAAUGGAUGUCUCUCUGAAGCAGAAUGGUAAGAAAUGCCAUUCCAUAAACCCUUCACUGUAAGAGCUUGCUCUACUUUUCUGUCUUUUAAUAAUAUUAAAAUGAUGCUAAAGUUAAGUAUUUGUUGAA
Messenger RNA from Phragmites australis (common reed), 1695 nucleotides. RefSeq names its product small ribosomal subunit protein mS86 (rPPR1)-like. Lineage: Eukaryota; Viridiplantae; Streptophyta; Magnoliopsida; Poales; Poaceae. The coding region runs from base 97 to 1407 and encodes 436 amino acids. The record is from RefSeq and is a predicted model, not a curated record. Gene Ontology annotation, molecular function: protein binding. The transcript has a single exon.